ACCUGCCUAGGAAGGUAAGCGAAUAUCGUGUCUCACUUGGGGAAGCAUUUGGUUGUGAAUCGCUUUUUGAUGCCUCUUUGGGGGUAGCAGGGCCGGUUUACGCCACGUAGGAGUGUAAAUUGUUUAUUAACGCCCAUGUCUCUUGAUUAAUAUUUUUCUUGUCAUCCAAAACAUUCAUCGCAAUGGAUACUUGUAAUCUCGAACCAGAUCAACUCGAAAAGUACGUUUGUCGGACACUGGAGAUUGUUGAUUACACGUUGGAUGACGCCGAACUUGAGCGUCGAUGUCCUCUUGACCAUGGACGACACAUUGUUCAGCCUCGAGAGUCGCUAGGUCAGCUCGAUACACUUCCCUAUGAGCUUGUCGCUGAUAUACUCCUCGCAUUGGAUCUGCCGUCAUUAGUAACUUUCCGACGUGUCAACUGCCGAGCAAUCGGUCUCAUUGACUCUUUACACGAGUACAGGAUGAUAUCAGAAAACUGUAUCAACGUACUCCGCGCCGCCGUCAGCCUUGAUGCAACUAGCUUUUCUUGCUGGGAUUUAUACCAAACACUUUCUACAAGUAACUGCGACACAUGCUCCUGGUUCGGUGGUUAUUUGUACCUCAUCACUGGUAAGCGGGUGUGCUGGUCCUGCUUUACGAGGCAACAGAGGUACUUCCCCUUAUUGGCUGGUGAGAUAACAAGAUAUACUGGACUGUCAGGAGGAGCACUCGUAUCUUUACCACACAUAACCAGCCUCCCAGGAUGUUACACUCCAUUUCUGGAUGUAUCAAAGGAGAGAAUUCUGCUCUACGAUCAGCGAGCCGUGUUCGAUGCAUCUCCAAAACUCCCAUCCCAUGAAUUCUACAGUGAGAUCCAGGGGCGGGAUCUCCUUGCGAUGGAGCCUCGACGGUACAUGGCGAUUAUUUCAGCACCUUACUUCAGGCCUUCAGAUUUAACCGUGGAUUGGGGUUACUAUUGUGCCGGGUGUAAGGGCCACGAGGAAUUCCCGCAGCACUUCCGGGAUAAAUACACCGAGGAUGGUAUUAUCAAUCAUAUCAAGCGGCGUGGGAUGAGCCCAGGCGCACAGGAUAACGAUGAAGGCCCUUGCUUCGUGCAACACCACCAAGGCGGUGUGACCUGCAGUCAUCAAAGCAAAGUAAGGGAAAUUACUCAAAGUAGACCUGAGUAAAAAAUCCAAUCAAAUUGCGUGGUGUAUCGGGUAUAAAAAGAGGCGUCUGGCUUUCAAUGAUACUUGGUGGUUUUAAUGGGGGAAAAUGCGAAUGUCGCUUUUGGGUGGAUCUCGGGAUCCUAACUGACAUUAAUGAUAUUCAUAAAUCCGUAUAGGGGCGUCCUUUGGAGC
Messenger RNA from Hypoxylon trugodes, 1343 nucleotides. RefSeq lists its product as uncharacterized. Lineage: Eukaryota; Fungi; Ascomycota; Sordariomycetes; Xylariales; Hypoxylaceae. Bases 183 to 1172 code for a protein of 329 amino acids. The record is from RefSeq and is a predicted model, not a curated record. The transcript has a single exon. Gene Ontology annotation, molecular function: protein binding.